GGCUUCCAGAAUCGUGACAUCACGCCCAUUUAGAAUCUUACCACCACUUUGACCCUUUGAGCCUUUGAUCCUAAAAACCCAUAAAUAGGAGUGAGAAGCAACAACUUUUAGUUCGUUGUUCGCAGCAUUUAUGUUCGCAGCAUUGAAACGUUUGAGAGAGAAGCCUUUCAAAACAAUUGGAUCCUUUUCAGAGUGACUUUUUACACUUUCCAUCAUGUCUCUGAAAAAACACACAAGAAAAGAAAAAGUAAAGCCCAGCUCUCCUCUUCUGGCUCAAGAAGACAAUAUUCAAGUACAGAAGAUGUGCUUGGAAGAGAUGCAUGAGGAAAAUCUCAUGAACAACCGCAAUACGAAACACCCGCCCCAGCCAGAGUACAUCUAUUAUGUCUGGCAGAGUUUUUUUGAACAGCGAAAGCAGAUUAUCUUCCUCAGACAAGAAAAUGAGAGAAAGACUGCUGAAGUCAAUAAAUUGUUCAGCCAGCUUCUUGAAAAGGAAGAUAUUCAAAAGGAGAAAGAAAUGGAACUCCUAGACGUGCGUGGAAGGAACUUUGAGCUCAAAGCAAAGCUUGAUAAAGCAAUAGAAAAACUCAAAGAAAUCCUCCAGCAGAAGAAAAAUGAGAAAGACAAGGACAAAAAGGAUCGGGAGCUGCAAUUAAAGCUUGAUGAAGCUCUGCAAAAAAAUACAGAAAUCCUCCAAGAGAAGAAACGGCAGGACAUAGAACUCCAAAACUUGGGGAUCAAAUACAAAGCAUUGCUUCAAGAGAAAAAGCAACAACCGAUCAAACAGAAAGAAAGCAAGCUUGAAGACUCGGAGGAAAACUACAGAGAGCUGAAAACAAAGCUUGAUAAAGCACUGCAAAGAAAUAACCAGAUUCUUCAAGAAAAAGAACAACUGGAAAGAAACCAGAGAGACAUGCGGUGCCAACUCCAAAGCAUGGAGGAAAAAUGCCGAGUCCUGGAAGUAAAACUUGAUAAAACUGCAGUGCACAAGCAGAAAUAUCAAGAGCUGCUUCAAGAGAAAGAACAACAGGACAUAAAGCAGAAAGAAGACAAACGUUUACUCCAGGGCUUUGAGAGGGAAAACCAAAAGCUGCAAGAACUUUACAAGAAAAUGAACUACAAAGCAACUGAAAUGGAAGGAGAGAAGGAGAAACUGCGAAAACAGUGCUCAGCGAUGCAGAGUCAGCUCAAUGACAUGCUGACAAAAAACACCAAACUCGAGGAACUUUCAAACACCUUGAAGUGCAAAAACACUGAGGUGCAGGUGCUAAAGCAGCAACUCCAGAAAACAAAUGAAGACCUGCAGUGCAAACUUGAAGAAAUGGAGAGGAAAAGUCAACAGUUAGAAGACACUCACAACAAAUCACAAGAGCGUUAUACAGAGAUGCAGGAGGCAAAGGUAAUGCAGGAGGCAACUUCUAAUGAGUUGAAAGAAAGGCUCAAAGACAAACAAGCCGAAUUAGAAGAAGUGGAGAAAACAUGCAGGAGACUUGAGAAGGAGAAUACAGAAACAAUCGAUCAGCUGAGAAACCUGAUCCUAGAGAAAAAGGUUCUCGUGGAAAAGCUCCUGGAAAAGAAGAAGAAACGCUUCCGCUUCUUCUGGAGGAAGGACACUCAUGCUUUGUCUGGUUUUUCCACUGCUGAUGUCACCUCGUCUUCCUCCACCUCUGUUCCAUCGUAAUUUUGACCUCCCCUCUCCUGCCCUCUCCCUCUCUCCUGACACCUUGACACCUCUCCUCCCUAGCUCCCUUGAACU
This is a messenger RNA of Oreochromis aureus, 1756 nucleotides long. Its product is annotated as trichohyalin-like. NCBI's taxonomy places the organism in Eukaryota, Metazoa, Chordata, Actinopteri, Cichliformes, Cichlidae. The transcript has a single exon. Bases 215 to 1681 code for a protein of 488 amino acids. The record is from RefSeq and is a predicted model, not a curated record.